ACAAGCUAAACUUGCCAAUGCCAAUUUUCUCCAAGUUUACACCCUGAAGUGUGCGAUUUCUUUCGGCGAAUCGUUUAAAUUUUGCAAAGCAUCCCUGUUGAGCUACUGACGUUCUAACUGGAAAAACCUUAAUUCCGCCGAUCCCUGUUGGUCCAGUAAGGUUAACCACCCCUCGUCUUCAGAGCACUCUCCACAUUACAUUUUGGAAAUCUAUAGGAAUGGUAAUGGAGGCUCCCCCAUCUCCUCAAAGCGUAGGAAGAGAGUUUGUGAGGCAGUAUUAUACUCUCUUGAAUAAAGCUCCUAAUCAUUUACAUAGAUUCUACAACCACCAGUCAUCUUUUGUGCAUGGAGGAUUAGAUCCCCCAAACCGUGAAACUGCGCCCGUCGUAGGCCAAAAACAAAUCCAUCAAAAAAUUCAACAGCUUAAUUUCCAGGACUGCCAUGCCAAAAUAACUCAAGUUGACUCUCAAUCGACUCUGGGAAGUGGAGUGGUGGUUCAGGUUACUGGUGAACUCUCCAAUGGAGGUCAACCGAUGCGUAGAUUUACCCAGACUUUUGUGUUGGCUUCUCAGAGUCCAAAAAAGUAUUACGUUCAUAAUGAUAUUUUCAGAUAUCAGGACGAGAUUAUUUCUGAUGAGGAAUGUGAUACUGAUGGACGGUCUGAACCAGAAGAUGAACCUCAGACUCAACCUGCGGUUUCUGACCGCCCACCUGUUGAUGUGCAACAACCCCUUGUUGGCACUCAACCAUCCCCGACUGGCGCUGCUCCCAUAUUGCCAACAUAUUAUGGAAGUACUGCGCCACCAGCAGUGGCUCCUGUUCCUCCUCCAGCUCAGUUGGCUCCACACCAUCAACCCAUUCAAGCUGCUGCGGCCCCUACUUCCCAUCACCAACCUCCUCCACAUAUUAUGGCCCAAGCACCUCCUCAGCAGCCACCCCAAUCUAUGCCAACCUCAGCUUUGAAUGGACAUCCAGAAGAUAUGGGUAUUUUACAAGGACAACCUUUGCCUGCUCACAUGGCUCCCACUACAGUUCAGCCCCAUAAUUUGGCAGGCCCCAUUCCGCAAGUUAUCCCCCAACAAGAAUAUAGUGGUCAACCCCCUAUGAACCCAUCCAUAGCAGUUGAAGAGCAGAUUCAAGAUAAUGAGGAAAUUCUAGAGGAACCUCUAGAUGAAGGAUAUGGAGAUGCUGGCGAUGUGGAACCAGAUCAGGAUAUCCAAGUGGAACCAACUUCCAAUGAACCCAAGACAUACGCGAAUUUGUUGAAAUCAGCUUCAGCGGGUAGCCAGCAACAGUCAAAUUAUCAACAGCAGCCAUCCUAUGGCUCCCAGUCGCCUCCUAAUGUUGGUAUUGGUCCGAGACCAAGCACCGGAACUACAAAUGGGGCGAACAGAAUGGGCCCACCUAGACCUGGUCAACAACAGUCACGUGGGCCGCCACAAAGUGGCCGAGGCCUGGGCGGUCGAAACUCAAUUCAGGAAGAUGAUGACAGAAGGCGUUCUCAAAAUCCACACUAUGCCACACAAUCUGAUGCCCAUCAGCUAUUCCUCGGCAACUUACCCCAUGCAGCAACAGAAGAAGAAUUGCGCGACAUCUUUUCGGAAUUUGGCACAGUUGUAGAUCUAAGAGUGCACACUAAGCCAGGACCUGGUGGACAAAAACCGGGACAAAUUGGUAGGGCUCCGCCGCACUACGGGUUCAUCACAUAUGAAUCCCAGCAGAGCGUGCAGAUGUGCCUUACUGCCAAACCGAUAUACUACCCAAAAAAGGACACAUCUGGUAUUGUGUUAAACGUUGAGGAGAAGAAAAAUAGCAAAGACAGGCAGUCAUAUGGUGGUAGUGGCGGUGGACGGAUUGGAAAUGAUAAUAACAGGACGGGAGGGCGACCAGAUGGUGUUGGUCAGAGGCGCCCAAUGGGCGGGCCCGGAGGCAUGAAUAGGGGAGGGGGGGUAGGUUCACAGGGACCUAAUAAUAGAAACCAAGGAGGAUACAAUCGGGGUGGCGGUCCACCAAACCGAGGUGGCCAACACACUUACAACCGUCGUUAAGCCCACGAACAGUAAUAUGUGUGCAUUAAUGCACGGCCUAGAGAGAUACUAUCAUCGUUCGUUCGUUUGCUUUAGACAUCCUCAAAGCACACCGUAAUGGAUGUGCGUACAGCCAUUCGGCAGAGACCAUUUUUUAACACAAAUACACGAACCGUGCGUCACCAUUCAGUGCUAGUGUACAGUGUUGUUGUUCUGUGAGUAACGUUUGCUGCGAUGAAGGGUGAUAAUGUUUGUGUGUGUAUGUAACGACCUUUUUUAAAUGCGGGGGAAUCAUUAUCAGUUUACUUUUGUAUUUUUUAUUUGCCUAUUUAAUUUAUUUCACUUUUGAGGUGACUUAUUUAGAUACUUUUUUUUUUUAAUAUGGAAUACUUUCAAUGCUUUUCUUAUGUAGACAGAUUAUGUGGGAGAUUACAAAAAGUUGGUCCAAAAAAAUGUUAAUUUGCUAUUGUGCCUUAUAAAAUAUGAGCACUCAGUUUUUGGAAUCCAGUUUACUUUUCCUCGGAAUCUAGGAUUAUAACUAAGUACUUCUGCUUUACUGUGAUAACAUGAACAUUUUUUGUAAAAUACUUCAAUACUACAAACUACAAGGUUUUAUGUUUGGUCUGGGACUACAACUUUGCAGGUUUCGUUUUUCUAGGCUAGUAGGGGACAAUAUAUUUUUUUUAUUCCUUACUGAUAAAUUAGGGGAAUUUGUGCCAAUAAGGGAGGGGGUUAUAAUGAUUCCUUUGCAGCUUGACUUUUACGGACAGUUUUUGCGUUUUCAUUUUUCCAUACUCUUAAUUUUUACAGAAUACGCGUGAUUGGUGGAACAAGAGUAGAUUUGUAGCAUAAAACUAUUUUGUUGUUUUUUUGUUUGGUCUCAAAAUAGAGCGAAGUUAUUAUAAUAUGACUGUACCUUUUAUAAUAGUGUCAAUUUUUUGUCUUAACUUAUAUUUCUUCCGAUGCAUUAAGUUUAAAAUAAAAUGUUUUUGAACAGU
Cylas formicarius (sweet potato weevil) is the source of this 3025-nucleotide messenger RNA. RefSeq names its product ras GTPase-activating protein-binding protein 2 (gene rin). The transcript has 9 exons. NCBI's taxonomy places the organism in Eukaryota, Metazoa, Arthropoda, Insecta, Coleoptera, Brentidae. Gene Ontology annotation, molecular function: mRNA binding. The record is from RefSeq and is a predicted model, not a curated record. The coding region runs from base 219 to 2048 and encodes 609 amino acids. Gene Ontology annotation, cellular component: ribonucleoprotein complex; cytosol.